AUGCGCGGCCGCAUCGCCGCUUGUUUCUACGCAACCGAAGAUGCUAAACACCCCAAAAUACUCCCCCGUAACCACCACACCACCAAGUUAAUCGUUGCACACUACCACCAAAAAUACCACCAUCAGAAUCACGAGACCGUGAUAAAUGAGAUACGACAAAAAUACAGCAUACCGAAGCUACGCAUGACCUACACAAAAGUGCGAAGUGACUGCCAACGCUGUAAGAAUGACCGAGUGAUCCCGCGCCCACCAAUCAUGGCUGACCUGCCUGCUGCACGACUUGCAGCUUUCGAACGCCCAUUCACCCACGUUGGCGUUGAUUACUUCGGUCCGUACGAGGUUGUCAUAGGCCGACGAGUCGAGAAACGCUGGGGAAUGCUCGCUACCUGCCUCACAAUUCGCGCAAUUCACAUCGAGGUCGUUCACUCCCUCAACACGGAUUCUUGCAUCAUGGCGAUGCGAAACUUCAUUUCCCGCCGAGGAAAACCACGGGCGAUCUACAACGAUCGAGGUACCAAUUUCAUUGGUGCAAAGCGGGAGAUGACGGAAGCUGAAGAAUCAGUCAACCAAAAUGAACUGAUGAGGGAGUUCGUGGAUGCUGGAACAACCUGGGAGUUCCUGCCUCCCUCUUCUCCACACAUGGGCGGUAGCUGGGAGCGCUUGAUCGGUUCCGUCAAAAAGAACCUAAUGACGAUCCUACCAGCACGGAAGCUGUCGGACGAGGUCUUACGGAACCUGCUGACUGAAAUCGAGAACACGGUGAAUUCCCGCCCACUGACGCACGUUCCUGUCGAUGACGAUUCAGCUCCAGCCUUGACGCCCAACCACUUCCUUCUGGGCUCUUCCAAUGGAGUCAAGCCGCUCAGCACCCUUGAUGACAGCGGAGUAGUGGCACGACGAAGUUGGCGAUUGUCCCAAGCCCAAACUAACCGGUUUUGGAAGCGUUGGGUAAGCGACUACUUGCCCGAGAUAACCCGGCGUACCAAGUGGUUCGUACAAACGAAGCCGAUUGAGGUCAACGACGUUGUGGUGAUAGCGGACCCGAAGAUGCCACGGAACUGCUGGCCGAAAGGCAAAAUAAUCUGCACUCAACCUGGACGAGACGGCCAACCCAGAUCAGCAAUGGUGAGGACAUCGACCGGGAUCUACGAGCGUCCGGUUGCCAAACUAGCUGUUCUAGACGUGCGACGCGAAGCGGAGUAA
Molecule: messenger RNA, 1203 nt
Organism: Ochlerotatus camptorhynchus
Lineage: Eukaryota; Metazoa; Arthropoda; Insecta; Diptera; Culicidae
Exons: 1
Coding region: 1-1203 (400 amino acids)
Biological process (GO): DNA integration
Molecular function (GO): nucleic acid binding
Source: RefSeq, a predicted model, not a curated record